Messenger RNA from Perkinsus marinus ATCC 50983, 2781 nucleotides. RefSeq lists its product as hypothetical. The transcript is spliced from 24 exons. The record is from RefSeq and is a predicted model, not a curated record. Lineage: Eukaryota; Perkinsozoa; Perkinsida; Perkinsidae. Bases 1 to 2781 code for a protein of 926 amino acids.
AUGGAGCUGCUAGCUCGAGAAACUGAGCGGAAGAAGGAAGGGGAGAGGGAAGGAAGGAGUGCAGUAGAGAACUCCGCAGACAGCCGAGACGAUAGGGUUGUGAAAAUGCUAGAGGAGAUGCGGAGGAAUCAGUUGAAGCAACAUGCUGAUCUCAUCAUGGCGUUGAAGGAGAUUACUGCUGCUUCAAUUUCGCGGAGCGAAGCUAGUACUGGUGGUGAAGGGCUGAUAGUGAAAGCUGGUGGGGUUGUGAUGGAUGGUGUAGAUGAGGAGGAGGAGGAGAGAGGAGUGGAUAGAAGUGUAGUAGUGGCGACUGAGUCGACAGCGGUAGGCAGUGAGGCAGCGGCCGAUACUGCUGAGUCUGGGGAGAAGAAGGACUUAGAAGGAGUCGUUAGAGAGAUGGAUGAUAGGAUGAAGGGCACUGCUAAGAUGCUCUUGGGGAAUCUGGUGAAUAAUCCGAAAUCGGAUAAGUUCAGACGAGUAAAUUUGCGAACCCCUCGAUUCCAAGCGCAGCUCGAUACGGGAUCAGCUGCGAGGAAGUUGAUGGAAGAAGUUGGAUUUAAGGAGGAGGGGUCCUAUCUUGUAUGGAGCCCGUCGUCGAGUGAGGGAGAUUGUGAGGACGAGUUGGGUGAUGUGAAGAAGGCUCUAGCGUUGCUAUCAGGCGAGGUCAAGGAGGAUGGGCCCAAUGGUACGAGCACCAGGGAUGCUGAGAAGACCUACCCACCAUGGAUGUCUACCGCUGUAGCAGCUACUACUACUACCACUACUACUGAGGUAGCAAAAGGGGGAUCGAGCAGUGGCAGUGAGGAAGGUCUUGCGGAGGAGGAAGAGGAUGAUGAGUUUGGGGAAGAGGGGAGGGUUAGGGUGGCACCAUGCUGUGGAGAUCCGAUACUGCGAGUGGUGGUGGAAAUAAGCCCAAGCCAGCCUAAGGGUAUCAUCCUGGUCCGUGAGGGGGACGAUGUGGAGGAGGUAGCUGAGCAGUUCCUCAUGGACAACGACUUGCCGUUAGAGCUAGCGGGGCCGCUUGGGGAGAGGAUACGGGAGGACUUACGCAUGAUGGGUCGGGGGCCGAGCAGCAGUAGGAGGAGCAGUAAGAAGGAGGAGGAGGGGAGGGAGGAGGAGGAGGGGGAUAAGAUGGAAUUCGACUUGCGCGGGUUGGACCGGCGUUCUUCGGUUCUGGACGAGUCCGUACCAUCUCCGGGUGAAGAUUCCCCACCACGAGGGGUCGCCCCCCGUAGAAGGCUUCUAACUGCGCCUGCUGCUGUUGCUGCUGAUCCUCCCCCCACUAUAGUGGUGAGAUUGCCAAAGAGGCGGCGUUGGCUUGAGAUGCUCUUCUUGCAAGGACAGCAGUGGAGGAGGGAAGUGGAAGAGGAUAUUUGCCAAACUCCACGACCAUGCUGGGACGAGGCAACGAAGGCUAACUCAGCUGAGAGAGCAGCGCGACUCGUCUCCACGGCGGUCGUCUUCGUCGAAGGAAGGGAUGACAGGCCACCGGGACAUCGCCUCCACACUAUGCAUGAGAGGUGGGUGGCGGAGGAGGAAAGGAUCAAUAGGAAACUUGAUCCGCUUGCAAGGAAAAUCCGACAUCUUGUGGACCUCCAGAGGGACUACGUCGCGGAGCGGGAAGAGGCGGAGUUGAGAGGCGCUACAUUCAAGCCAGCUAUUGGUGAAAGUCAGAGGAUGUGUCCAGGGGUGAGCCGGCUGAACGGCUCGAAGGCUGCCUCGGCUGAUGAAGCGACUGAGCAGAGGUGGAAGAGGAGGGAGAGAACAGCGCAGUUGCGAGGGGAGAUAGAGAGGCAGCGGAUGGAGGAGUGCUCCUUUAGACCGCAUAUUAACUCGAAGUCGUCACUCAUCGCCCAGAGGAGGAAUCCCUUCCGGAAGAGUCCAUUCGAGAUGCUCUAUGAAGAUGCUUCCCAGAGGAGGGAGCGACGGGUAGAAUGGGAAAGCUACCUGCCAGAGGGGGUAACAUUCGCGCCGAAUAUUGGCAUGGCGCAUGAUCGGCCAUCGAGGGAUGGGAGUAGGGAGAUGUUCUUCAAGAGGCUCUCAUGCAGGAAGGACGCGUCCGCUCCCGAUAGUGACUCUUCUUUAACACAUGGGGGCGGCCGUCACGGACUAAGGCGAGCGACUGCUGCUAGUGAUGAGAGUCUUGAAGGAAGUCCCCCUAGAGAGCGCUUGUUGUUUGACUCACCACCGGCAGCAGCACGGACAGCUGGUCGGUCUAAGGCCCAACGGAGUGGUUCAAAGCUGCUGAUGCCACAGCGGCGGCGACCAUCGGGUGAUAUUUUCAACAGGUUGUAUUGCGAGUCUGUGGAUUUGAGGAGGAGAGCGGCUGAGUCCGAGUCGGCUGCUGUGAAGGCAGCGAAGGAAUUGUCCUCUGAGGCUAAAGCCCUGAGUCGAAGUAGGGAGAUAUUGGAACAGAGGAGGAUGGAGAAGUAUGAGAGGUUGUAUGCAGCUCUGGGAGAUGGAAACGUGCCACCAGUGACUGUAGGUGUACCCCAUGCGGAGGAUCCAAGUGAGUGGAUUAACCCCAUGACACUGAAUAAGGCUGGCCUGGACGACUCUGGAGAGAUGGAAUUGGUAUCACAUAUUGUAUCCUACGUAGAGGAGUCGGGCGAGCCGGUAAGCCUAGAGAACUUCAUCGCGGCAAUCGAUUAUAAACUUCGCCUGUCUCGGAAGCCCUCCAGCCAUCUGUUUGUGUCCACUAGUGCGAGGGAGAGGAACUCCAAGUGGGAGGUGCAUCCAGAGGAAGCGGCUCAUACGAUUGUUGUUAAUCUACUAGAUUGA